Messenger RNA from Neomonachus schauinslandi (Hawaiian monk seal), 1893 nucleotides. It is a transcript of the gene NT5C1B, whose product is annotated as 5'-nucleotidase, cytosolic IB. Gene Ontology annotation, biological process: nucleotide metabolic process; adenosine metabolic process. The coding region runs from base 1 to 1893 and encodes 630 amino acids. The record is from RefSeq and is a predicted model, not a curated record. Gene Ontology annotation, cellular component: cytoplasm; cytosol. The transcript has 10 exons. Lineage: Eukaryota; Metazoa; Chordata; Mammalia; Carnivora; Phocidae. Gene Ontology annotation, molecular function: 5'-nucleotidase activity; magnesium ion binding; nucleotide binding.
AUGAGUCAAACAUCUCUGAAACAGAAAAAGAAGAAUGAGACUGGAUCGAGGAACUCAAAAGACAGCCUAGACACAGAGAAAAGAAAGGAUUCUGAGAAAUCAGGAGUUCGUCUGAGCACUCAGAUGAGGCGUGCAGUCAAUCCGAAUCACUUGCUGAGAUGUUGCCCCAUGCGAGGUCACUCGUCGUGUAGACGCUGCCUUUGUGCAGCUGAGGGAACAGUACCUCUUGGCCCCUGCCGCACAAUACGUAUUUAUAUUCACAUGUGCCUGUUGUGGGAGCAGGGCCGGCAGAUCACCAUGAUCAGGGUGAGCAGAGAUCAAACUACUGAUUUUGGAGGGGAACCACAGGCAAUCUGGGGAUCACAGGAAUUAUCACUGCCAAAGACUGAUUCUCGAGGGUACCUUGUGCGAAAUCAGUGGUCCCGAACUUCACGAAGCCCAUCCACGAGAGGUCCAUCAAUAGACGAACCCAGAAGCAAGAGCGCCAGUCUUAAGCUCCCCAGUAGCUCCACGACCUCCCGGACUUCAUCCACCUCCCCCAGCCAGCAAGAGUCCCUGAAGCAGCUGUCAGAGCAGCCCUCGCCGCCCACGCCACCUUUGCCUUCCACUCCACCCAUGCCUCUCGACUCGCGUCCUCCCACCCCGCCGGAGCCCUAUAGCUCUUCCCCGCGCAGCACCAAGACGCUCGAGAAUCCCGAAGCCUGGGCUCAUGGCAUCGUGCGGGAUAUCCGGGACUCCACGCAGCAACGGGAUUACCCGCGCACGCCCCCCAGCGAAUGGAAGUCCUACAGCCGGCGCAGAUCGACCUACUCCUCCCCGCUAGACCGGGACUGUCUGUCGGAACUGCCCCGGCAGCAUCAGCAACGGGAAGAAGAGGAGGACGACGAGGAAGCCUACUGGGCCUCCGUGAAAACUCUAUAUGAGAAGAUCCCGAGCUGCUCCCGCCCCCGACCGCCCAAACCCAAGAAUGCCAUCACCAUCGCUGUGUCAUCCCGGGCGCUUUUCAACAUGGUGGAUGGCAGGAAAAUCUACGAGGAAGAGGGUCUAGAAAAGUACAUGGAAUAUCAACUCAACAACGAAAAUGUCAUCCUGACCCCAGGGCCCGCGUUCCGCUUUGUUAAGGCACUGCAGCAUGUCAAUGCUAGACUCCGUGAGCUGUAUCCUAAUGAACAGGACUUAUUUGAUAUUGUACUGAUGACUAAUAACCAUGCCCAAGUGGGAGUGCGGCUUAUAAACAGCGUCAAUCACUAUGGCUUAUUAAUUGACCGCUUCUGUCUGACUGGUGGAAAAAGCCCCAUUGGCUAUUUGAAGGCAUAUCUUACCAACUUGUAUCUUUCUGCAGAUUCUGAAAAAGUACAAGAAGCAAUACAAGAAGGGAUCGCCUCUGCAACAAUGUUUGAUGGAGCCAAAGACAUGGCUUACUGUGACACACAGCUCCGUGUGGCCUUUGAUGGGGAUGCCGUCCUCUUCUCUGACGAAUCUGAACAUAUUGCCAAGGAGCACGGGCUGGACAAAUUCUUUCAACAUGAAACAAUGUUUGAGAAUAAGCCUCUUGCUCAGGGUCCCUUAAAAGGCUUUCUGGAAGAUUUAGGCAGACUGCAAAAGAAGUUUUAUGCCAAAGACGAACGGUUACUUUGCCCUAUCAGAACCUACCUGGUUACAGCCAGGAGUGCAGCCAGUUCAGGCGCCCGAGUGCUGAAAACCCUUCGCCGCUGGGGUCUAGAGAUAGACGAAGCUCUUUUCCUUGCUGGAGCCCCCAAAGGUCCCAUUUUGGUGAAGAUAAGGCCCCACAUUUUCUUUGAUGACCACAUGUUCCACAUUGAAGCGGCACAGAAGUUCGGCACCAUCACAGCUCAUGUACCUUAUGGCAUUAGUCAAAAAAUGAACAAUUAG